This is a messenger RNA of Leptosia nina, 234 nucleotides long. NCBI's taxonomy places the organism in Eukaryota, Metazoa, Arthropoda, Insecta, Lepidoptera, Pieridae. The record is from the annotation of a GenBank genome assembly.
AUGGCGCCUAUAAGUCGCGCUAAAGAAAUUAAUAUAAAAAAUAUUUUAGACCGCCUGGCUAUUGAAGCCAAGAUGCCACCCUGUGGGUCUGCGCAUAUACCUGACGUUGACGUCCGCGUCCGUCCGUCCGCGAUCUUAUUACCAGUGGAAAAAAACAAAAGAGAAUCGGCGGCAAACGGCGCGGCCCUCGAGAGAUUUAUGGCCACGCGGCGCCGACCGGGGGCUGUCGGCUAG